This is a messenger RNA of Dromiciops gliroides (monito del monte), 1483 nucleotides long. It is a transcript of the gene UBALD1, whose product is annotated as UBA like domain containing 1. NCBI's taxonomy places the organism in Eukaryota, Metazoa, Chordata, Mammalia, Microbiotheria, Microbiotheriidae. Gene Ontology annotation, molecular function: protein binding. The record is from RefSeq and is a predicted model, not a curated record.
AUGGGGGAAGGCAGGGGCAAAAAAAGGAAGUAAAGUUUGGAUUCUCAAAAACAAUGACUUUUUUUCCCCACAAAAGAUUUUGUACGAGAAAAUGGGGGCCAUGGAAAGGGGGACGAAACCAGGGUGUGUAUAUAAGGAGAUGGGGUCAGGAGACAAAGAUAAUCAGAGCCUCGAGCAUUCUUGUUAGUUUUUCUGGGGCCCACGUUCAUCGUGCAAAUUCUGCCGGGCAACUCUGUCACCCAAGACCGACCCCAAGAAUAAUCGUAAUUCAAGAGGAAGAGGUGAAGAAGAAAACCUCUUCAGAAUUGAAAGCCCAAGUCUGGCCAUUUCGGAUGUAAAAUCACUCCUUUGUCUACUUAGGUGGUGACCCAAAUCAGAGCUAGAUCCCGGGGCGCAGCAAGGGAAGCGGUCCAACAAGCCCGGAGCAGAGCCGAAUGGGGGCUCUAGUGUGUUUACUUGGGCUAAGACGGGGCGGUGGGGGUUGGUAGGGGGUCCGCCCGAGAAGACUACAGUUCCCAGCAUUCCUGCUUAGUCUCCUCCCCAUUUCUGUCCAUCAGAGAGGCAAGGCUCAGUGAGUCAGUACCCUACAGUAAAUAUUUGUAUUAGCAAGAGCCGGCUCUGUAAUGGUGGAUCUGUAAAGGAUAGCCAGGGAGCCGGAGAGCCCAGCCUUCGCCCAGAGAUUCCUCCCGUUGUCUGGCCGGGGAGCGAGCGGAGCCGACUUGGCACCAUGUCGGUGAACAUGGACGAACUGAAGCACCAGGUCAUGAUCAAUCAGUUCGUGCUGACUGCGGGGUGCGCCGCGGACCAGGCGAAGCAGCUUCUUCAGGCAGCACAUUGGCAAUUCGAGAUUGCCCUCAGUGCUUUUUUCCAAGAGACCAAUAUCCCUUAUAGUCACCACCAUCAUCAGAUGAUGUGCACUCCCGCCAACACCCCUGCCACGCCCCCCACUUCCUGACGCCCUCCCAUGCCUCCUGCCCCCUCAAGGCCCUCCGAGAGCUUCCACAGCAGCAGUCCCAUGGCUUCCUCGGCCACCUCGCCCCCAGCCCUUCCGCAUCACACCCCCCACUUUGGGAGCUUCCCCACCCCCAGCUGGCCCACCGGUGUCUCACAUCCGGGCCCACAGCAGCAGCCCCAGCAGCCCCAAUACUCAUGGACUCCUGCCGCCUUCUUCCCAUCCCUCGGGACCUGGCCUCCCCCGGCCUCUCAACAGGCCACCUCAGAACAGAAGGCCAGCUCGACCAUGGAGGCGGAGAGAUAAGGGAGGCCACCCCCCUCCCCUCCUCAAGGCCUAGAUUCCACAGGGCCUGGGGCAGGGGAGAGGACAUCUCCUAUGGGCCCCCUCAUCCUUCUCCUCUGCACCCCUUGUUGAUUUCUUUCACCCUUCCCCCCGAGACCUGGAGGGGGAGAGACAGGACUUGGUAGCCAGGCAGGGAUUGUGUCACACACACACACACACACACACACACACACAACGCACACAAAC